Molecule: messenger RNA, 2586 nt
Organism: Trachemys scripta elegans
Lineage: Eukaryota; Metazoa; Chordata; Testudines; Emydidae
Product: testis-expressed protein 47-like
Exons: 8
Coding region: 286-1629 (447 amino acids)
Molecular function (GO): FAD binding; blue light photoreceptor activity
Source: RefSeq, a predicted model, not a curated record
ACAAUGCAGACAAAAGGGAUAAACGGUAAGGGCCUGGGCUCUGCUGCUAAGACACCGAAACCCUUUUGUCAACUCGCAGCUGCUGCCUGGCCAAAGUCUUGCCUUGCUCCCAGCCAGUGUGACGGACUCCAGGCUGUGGUACUUGGUCAGCGCCCGCGUCUCUCUGCACUGUGACCUCCAGGCAGCAAGAGCUGCUUUCUAAGAGGCCAAGCAGCAAUUCUGGAUUUGGCUUGAGGGCCGUUAGUGCUUUUUCUGUGCAGCCAGAGGACGGGCGCGAGGGGGGGCAUGGCUGGUCGGGAGAAAGCGGGGCAGAUGAAACCGAAGGAGUCGCCAGAGAAGAAGGUCCGGACAAAUCUCCUUCAGCACAUGCUCAGCAGGCGAGCCCCCCCUGCCAAGGAGGAUACGAAAUCGCUUCUGCACAGGCUGGUAUUUCUGGCUAAGAUCUCCCCGGAGCUGGCCGACAAACGGGAUUUAGCAGGGUACUGGCACCGCCUCUUCCUGAGUCUGCAGCGCUACUACCAGGGCGAGGGGGUCACGGGCCUUCUGCUGCUCUACCCCACCUAUGUGGUGCACACCCUGGAGGCCUCCAGCGAGGUGCUUUACUCCAUCCUGAGGGACCUGCGAGACAUGCAGCCCCAGCAGCACAGGGCCCUUGUUCUAGAGCCCAAGAUCCUGGUGCUGUCCCACAACAUUCCCUCCCGGCUCUUCCAGCAGUGGAGCUACAAGGUGCUGGCUGUGCCCAGCAGGCACCUGGGCUAUGACACCUCGCGCGAGGAGCCAAUUGAGACCAUCACUGGUGAGUGCCUGGCGAUGCUCCUGAAACUGGGGAUGCACCUGCUGAAAUACCCCAAGAGCCCCCCAAACCUCCCUGAUGCCGUUCUGGAGGAGGUCCCCAACUUAAUUGUUCCCCAGGACACCAUCUGCCACCUCCUGGAGUGCCGGGAGCUCCUGAGCCCUGCGCAGUUCCUGCAGGCCUACGAUUCCCCCUUGAACGUCGUCAUGGACUCAGGGCACGUGUUUGGAAGUGACAACCCGUAUGCUGUAGCGCGUGUGGCCACUGCCUGGGAAGGUGAAGCUGGACGCCGUGAGCUCGUGAAUGGAAAGGAAUCGGGGCCCAUGGAUGCGUGGGGCACGGCUGAGAUUGGAGGGUUGUGGGCAGCAGCCCAGGCACUGCUCCGGCCCACAGCUGGUCAUGCAGUGCUCAGGGUGUGGCUGAUCUCGGCCCAUGAUCGUGGGAAACACCCAAGAGCAGCAUGGGAGAGCGGCUGGAGGAGCCUGCGUCUCACCAGGAGAAUUACGGGCUCAGAUGGACAAAUGGGUUUAAUUGUAAUUAUAUGGGGAUUAACUAGCCAUUGGUUACCUGCCUGUGAUACACGUACAGAGCUCACUGAGCUCCGGUCCUGCAGUGUGUGUGUGUGUUAUAUGCUGUUUUUCCCACAGGACCCCUGCCUCAUUCGGGGCACAGGAUGCCCAGGGCUCGCUGAAUAUGGCAGCUUUCCAACCUUUCUUUUUGUCCUUCUGCUCCAGUGCAUGGGCUGGCAUUACUUAUACCCGCCAUCCAAACUCUGCUUUGAAGCCAGGCUACUCACUGCCUCUCAGGCUGGUCUGGGGCACCCCUGCAGAGCCUGAGAGCUUCACAAACAUUCACUACACGCCGGGGAGCAGGGCAGGGCUAUCAUCGCCGUGUUGCAUAUGGGGAACUGAGGCCCCGAGGGAUUAAAGCCAAACAUGAUCAGAGCCAGGAUACUGGUCUUUACGGAUCCCUGCUCUGGCAAGUCCUGUUUGAUUCUUUUAGAAGCCUGGGAGCCGGCUCAGGUUCAAAGACUCCUCCUCUACCACAACUAGCCAGAGUUAGCAGAGCCACUUUGUUUAGCACCUUCCACCCUCCCCUCCACACUAACAGAGCUCACAGUUCAUUCCACAUAUGGGGAAACUGAGGCACACCAAGCUGAAACGAUUCCCCCAAGAGGGUGGAAGAGCCAGGAAUGGAACCUAGAACCCUCGUCUUCCUCCUGCAGGAGAUGGGUAACAUUGGUCUGGUGGAGUUACUUGUGCUGUCAUGUGGGGAGGGGUCGGACAGACCCCUGCAGUCCUGGACUUUGGGACCCGCUAGGCCAUGCAGCUGAACAGGUGCCAGAAGGAGGAGCUGGAGGAACAACUGUGUUGGUGGUUCCUCUUUAUGCAGGUGGGAGCAAGCCCUGGUCUCCUGGGCCUGUGGUGUAGUGUCCUGACAGCAAGAAGCCACCCCAGGCAUCCCCGCAGCAGGCAGUCCAGGGAGAUCCCAGCCGGUGUGCAUGAGAUGCUGCGUGGAGCAGAUCAAGGAGCCAGCGUUUGCAGCAGUAGGAGCUAGGUCACUGCCAUGCAGCACUGCCCCCGGCCGGAUGGCGUCACUAGGAUUUGUAUAGCACCAUGAUUGUGUGUGACACCUUAGAGACAGGUAAGGAGACAGGGUCCUUGCUCCAAGCUUAUCCACACAGCACUGCAGUGAACAGAGCAGAAACCAUGGGGACAGCAAGACACCACUUCCAGGGGAGAGAUGGCCCCAGGGGUUCACUGUGUCCUUGUCUUACCACUCUUUCCUGUAGG